AAUUAAUUUCUUGAAAUACCAAAUAAAACUGUUGGGGGUGUUACUAAAUACUCCACGCGCGGACUAAAUAAGGGCGCGCUCAAUCGGUAACGUGCUCCGGACGAACGCCACUACGAAGUAUUUAAAGGCAUGAAACUCCCCAUUGAGGGGGACUUCUCCUCUCUCCUCACUUUUCCACUUUCUACUAUCUCUCUACACUUUAUCUCUCUAUCUAUUCUCUCAACUCUCUCCACAAACUUACACUAACUUGAUCGUCGGAGCUUAAUCCGGGGGGCAACCCCGGCACUUUUCACAGGUUUCUUCCCUCCCGACGAGAUCAGACGAACGGAUCAUGAGUCAACCCCACACCAACAAUCAUUAUUGUUCAUACCUCGAGCUAGUAGGUUCAAACAAUUGGCGCCCACCGUGGGGCUGAUUUGGAUUCGUUCGUUCGUUCGCGGAAGGAGAGAGGACUAAAGAGGAGCCACCGCACCACCUCCGAGCCAGCAGCUCCCAGCCGGGAGAGGUCGUCCUCCAUGGAUGUACGUUUUUGUUUCUUCUUCGAGGGGGAAGGAUCUCCCACUACUCCAGCUGGGACUGGGAGAGAUUGAAAUAAAAGCUCCCACAGAUUCCGACCGCCGGAGAAAGGGGCGGCACCGGCGACCUGACGAAAAAGAAAGAAGAGCCACUCUCCAGUCAACAUCAGUACUUCUAUUCAGUCACCUCAACAGUAAAAAAAAAAAAAAAAAGCCACCUUCUCUCCUGUCAGAGGGAAGAGACAAGUGAAGUUCCCAAGAAGCCACCUUCCUCCAGCCCAUCCUUCUUCCUGUCAGAGGGAAAAGACAGGCGAAAUUCCCAAGAAGCCACCUCUUCCUCCAGCCCAUCCUUGCUCCACUCCCGCGUCAAAAAAUGUCAUCGCCGCUAGUACUCGAACCAGCGCCACUUCUCCAUCAGACGUACAAGUUAACCAACGAACUAAAGCGCUUUGUUAUUACUAAAAGCGCAGCGCGCCCUAUUUAUUCACUCUGACUCGCCUCAACAGCAAUGCGCAAAGUGGGCUCUCGGACAACUCGCGGCCCACCUCACCGCCUGUCCAACUCGCGGACGAUCUCCAAGGCCCACCUCGCGCACAACUUCGUCCGCUCCCAAGCUCGAGGCACAAGCAUCGCGCGCAAGCCCAACUCGCGGCCCAACCCGCGCAGCGUCUUCCCACGGCCCGCGACUCGCGCAAGCCCAACUCGCGUCCGGCCCGCGCCUGUCCAACUCGCGGACGAUCUCCAAGGCCCACCUCGCGCACAACUUCGCCCGCUCCCAAGCUCGCCGCACAAGCAUCGCGCGCAAGCCCAACCCGCGCAUCGUCUUCCCACGGCCCGCGACGCGCGCAAGCCCAACUCGCGGCCCAACUCCCGCGGGCAUUCAACUGAUCAGCACUCUUCAAAAAAAUGUCGUCGCAGCAAGGACUCGAACUCGCGCCACUCCUCCAACAGGCACAAGCAUCGCGCGCAAGCCCAACUCGCGGCCCAACCCGCGCAGCGUCUUCCCAUGGCCCGCGACUCGCGCAAGCCCAACUCGCGGACGAUCUCCAAGGCCCACCUCGCGCACAACUUCGCCCGCUCCCAAGCUCGCCGCACAAGCAUCGCGCGCAAGCCCAACCCGCGCAUCGUCUUCCCACGGCCCGCGACGCGCGCAAGCCCAACUCGCGGCCCAACUUGCGCGGGCAUUCAACUGAUCAGCACUCUUCAAAAAAAUGUCGUCGCAGCAAGGACUCGAACUCGCGCCACUCCUCCAACAGGCAAGCAUCCUUACCAGCAGGCUACAAGCAAGCCUUGUGCUUCAAUGGUGCAAUGACUGCAUUUGAACUACAUCGCCGCACCACCCUACAGCCCAUGCUUGCGGCCCACCGCCGCCUCAACACUCGCGGCCUACUCGCGUCACGCGUACCCGCCUCAAAAAAUGUCCUCGCCGCGGGGACUCGAACUCGCGCCAUUUGUGGCCAAACAAGCAACAUCACCAGCAGGCUACAUGCAAGCUUUGUGAUCCUUAGGCGCAGUACUCUCAUUUUAACGAUAUUCGGCGCACACCCACCAACUCGCGUCAAAAAAUGUUGUCGCCGCGAGGACUCGAACCCGCGCCAUCACUCCAUCUCACAAGCGCUAUUACCAAUAGGCUACAUACAAGCCUUCUGCUUCAAUGGCGCAGCGUCUGCCUUUUAACAACACUUCGCGCCGCUUCGCCAACAUAAAGCUAAGUACUCUAUCCCUAUUUCAUUAUUAAAUUUUUAAAUCUCAACGAAGCACACAAAUAAGACUUCAAUAAGAGCAUCGAAGACUCCAAACUGAGGGUUAAAACCCCCGACGAGGAGAGCUCCAAACUGAGGGUUAAAAACCCCGACGAGGAGCUACAAAUAAGUCUCAACGAAGCACACAAAUAAGACUUCAAUAAGAGCAUCGAAGACUCCAAACUGAGGGUUAAAAACCCCGACGAGGAGAGCUCCAAACUGAGGGUUAAAAACCCCGACGAGGAGCUACAAAUAAGUCUCAACGAAGCACACAAAUAAGACUUCAAUAAGAGCAUCGAAGACUCCAAACUGAGGGUUAAAAACCCCGACGAGGAGAGCUCCAAACUGAGGGUUAAAAACCCCGACGAGGAGCUACAAAUAAGUCUCAACGAAGCACACAAAUAAGACUUCAAUAAGAGCAUCGAAGACUCCAAACUGAGGCUUAAAAACCCCGACGAGGAGAACUCCAAACUGAGGGUUAAAAAAAAACCCGACGAGGAAAGCUCCAUGAAGAAUCUACAAUGAGUGAAGGCUACACGCCUUAAUGAAAUACACCAACUGGGGGGCAAGACGCAAGAAGCUGGCACCGCGUCAGUCAAACGCGCCACCAGCUGGGGGGCAACUAGGGUACAUAGGGCUCCACCCAAAAUUACCGACGAAGAUUUUUUAAAAAAAGUAAUAAGCUAGCGAUGAGUUAAGACUCACCACCAGCUUGGGGGGCAAUUGUUGGGGGUGUUACUAAAUACUCCACGCGCGGACUAAAUAAGGGCGCGCUCAAUCGGUAACGUGCUCCGGACGAACGCCACUACGAAGUAUUUAAAGGCAUGAAACUCCUCAUUGAGGGGGACUUCUCCUCUCUCCUCACUUUUCCACUUUCUACUAUCUCUCUACACUUUAUCUCUCUAUCUAUUCUCUCAACUCUCUCCACAAACUUACACUAACUUGAUCGUCGGAGCUUAAUCCGGGGGGCAACCCCGGCACUUUUCACAGGUUUCUUCCCUCCCGACGAGAUCAGACGAACGGAUCAUGAGUCAACCCCACACCAACAAUCAUUUUUGUUCAUACCUCGAGCUAGUAGGUUCAAACAAAAACCUUAUUAAUUUCCAGUGUCAGAUUUAACUUAAAAAUAAACGAAAAUGAGAGUUAUUAGCAUGGUGCUAACCCCUAUAGAGUUAACACUAGAACUCAUCCCCCAACUUACCAAUAAUUAUCAAUAAUUACAAUGGUUAUAUCAUUAUCAAUAAUUACAUACGUGCUUUGCAGAUACUUACAGCAUCCAGCCACGAAGAUCAGAGAUACUUUAGUCUCACUCAACAAUUCACAUCACUCAUAAACAGGAACUAGGAGGUGAAAAUCUCUCAUACUUAUAGGGAAUGCAAUAAGGCAGCCGAUUUCUU
Messenger RNA from Linum trigynum, 3654 nucleotides. NCBI's taxonomy places the organism in Eukaryota, Viridiplantae, Streptophyta, Magnoliopsida, Malpighiales, Linaceae. The record is from the annotation of a GenBank genome assembly.